AUGACUUAUCAAGCGAGGCUCACCCGCCUCAGGAAGCUCAUCGAUCCGAUCACUUCUGCCGAGGCUUCACCCUCGGCAUUUGUCCCUCCUGGACACAAAGAAUCUGAAAGAGACAGAUGGUCCGCUGCACAUGACCAGGCCCUCCUGGACGGUCGGCACAAGGAUGUAAGACCAAUAACCCUCAGCUCGGAAGACUUUCGGACCCUACGCAUCAUUGGUGAAGGACAGUUCGCGACGGUCCAACUUGUGCAAUGCGCGCUGGAUCAACAGCUGUACGCGAUGAAGGCGAUCCCCAAGUAUAAAGCCGACAGAUACAGUCAGGCGUUGCAACUGCCUGCGGAGCGGCACUUACACUUGCUCGCGAGCGAGAUCGACUACAGCCCAGCGCCUGCCCUUUUUGCCGCGUUUCAAUCUUCCAGCACACUCUACCUUGUGAUGGACUUGGCCGCCUCGGGAUCUCUUGCCGACCGGAUCGAGAACCUUCCAGGCAGUUUGCCCGAAGGGGAAGUGCGCUGGUGGGCAGCUCAACUGCUGGAAGCUAUUACCUGGGUGCACAAGCAAGGAUACGUCCAUCGCGAUAUCAAACCGGCAAAUCUACUCGUCACGAGCGGGCACCGGCUGCUCAUAUCCGACUUUGGAUCCGCAGCUCCCUGCGCGCUCGACGCAAGCCUACUCGAUCCGCAAUACUGUCGCGAGCCGACGGGAACGCCCGAUUACAUCGCGCCGGAGAUUUUGCGGUGCGCGGAGCUCGCCCUUAUCGAAGACGACGUACCCCUGACCCGGUAUGGACGCGGUGUCGAUUGGUGGAGCAUGGGCGCCACUAUAUUCGAGUUGGCGGUCGGACAGCCACCAUUCUACUCUUCUGCGAUACGGUCAACAUAUGAUGCUAUCCUGGUGGCAACGCGCCUAAUCCCUGCGUCACUGUCAUUCGCUUUGGAUGACCUUUUAGAGCGGUUGUUAUGCCAAUCUGCCCUCCGCAUCGACGCUGAAGAUAUACAUCGUCAUGCUUUUUUCGCGGUACCGACCGUCCACCCGCCAGAUCUGACUGGUCUUUGCGAUAUCGCCGACGGGACGAGCUAUCUCGAGCCCGAUUCCGUCAGCGAGAUGACCGACGAAUGCGUGUCCAUUACGCAGAUCCAACCCGUCGGCGAACGUAACGCGAGAUGGUACGGAUGGACACACCUGCCGUCCGCGGUCAACCCGUCCGAAGCGCCGCUCAAAGUCUCUCCAGCCAGAACGGUCCCACAGACACCUCGGCCACGUCGAGAUCGCGAGGACGCCACGAUUAUGACUUCUCGUCGGGAGGGCCUGCUCAAUUGUGUCCAGCAGAGCGCCAGAAAACAGCGAAGAAACGCGCAUUCCAAGUCACAAGGCCUAAAGGAGGAGCUCCAAUCCAUGACGCGAAGUCUAGAUGAGCUCUCGUGUCGCCUACAGGAAAUUCGCCGUGUCCUGUCCUGA
Messenger RNA from Dioszegia hungarica, 1458 nucleotides. Its product is annotated as kinase-like domain-containing protein. Gene Ontology annotation, biological process: intracellular signal transduction; peptidyl-serine phosphorylation. Lineage: Eukaryota; Fungi; Basidiomycota; Tremellomycetes; Tremellales; Bulleribasidiaceae. Gene Ontology annotation, molecular function: ATP binding; protein serine/threonine kinase activity. Gene Ontology annotation, cellular component: nucleus; cytoplasm. The record is from RefSeq and is a predicted model, not a curated record. The coding region runs from base 1 to 1458 and encodes 485 amino acids. The transcript has 8 exons.